AUGGCCUCCGCGGAACUCUCCUCCAAGAAGCGCAAGCGCGCCGCCGCCGAGGCCGCCGCGACAGACGACGCCGUCACGAAGAAGUCAAAGUCGGACAAGAAGGAGAAGAAGGAGAAGAAAUCCAAAAAGUCCUCCGAACCCGAGACCACCAUCCCCGCCCCGGCCGCGGAAGCAGACCACGACGAGUUCAUCGCCCUCGAGGAAUCCAAAAAGGACAAGAAGGAGCGCAAGCGCAAGGAGAAGGAGGCCCGCAAGGCUGCGGCCGCCGCUGAGACCGAAGAGGUGGUAGACACAUCCGCGAUGGAUAUCGACCCCCCGGUCGAGGAGAAGAAAGCCAAGAAGAGCAGUAAAAAGGCUGAGUCUGAAGCUGUGGAAGAGGAGGUGAAGGAGGACAAGAAGAAGAAGGAAAAGAAGGACAAGAAGGAGAAGAAGAAGGAGAAAAAGGCCAAGGAAGAGAAGGAGGAGACCAAGCCCGAGACGGCGACGGCGACGGCGACGACCGAGUCCGACAACAAGAAGGAGAAGAAGAAGGACAAAAAGUCCAAGAAGACCAAGGAGGAGCCCGCCGCCGCCCCCGAACCCGCCGCCGCGGAGGAAGAGGCGCCCGCGGAGGGUGGUAAGAGGGAGAAGUACAUCGUCUUCGUCGGAAACCUCCCCUACACGGCGAACCAGGCCUCCAUCAAGGAGCACUUCUCCGCCUACAAGCCGACGGCCGUCCGCUGCCUGCACAAGGACGGCAACCCCAACGUCUGCCGCGGCAUCGCCUUCCUCGAGUUCUCCAACGGCUCCAACAUGCGCACCUGCCUCGACAAGAUGCACCACACCGAGUUCGACGACGGCCUGUCCGCCCCGCGCAGGGUCAACCUGGAGCUCUCCGCCGGCGGUGGCGGCAAGAGCAAGUUCCGACAGGAAAAGAUCAGGGCUCGCAACGAGCACCUCGACGAGAACCGCGCCAAGCGCAUGCAGAAGGAGGACGAGUACAAGAAGCAGAGAGCCCAGGAGGGUGGCACCAACACCCAGCAGGAUAGCAUCCACCCGAGCCGUCUUGCCAUGAUGUACCAGUAG
Molecule: messenger RNA, 1065 nt
Organism: Colletotrichum karsti
Lineage: Eukaryota; Fungi; Ascomycota; Sordariomycetes; Glomerellales; Glomerellaceae
Product: putative RNA recognition domain-containing protein
Exons: 3
Coding region: 1-1065 (354 amino acids)
Biological process (GO): regulation of DNA-templated transcription
Cellular component (GO): transcription regulator complex; nucleus
Molecular function (GO): transcription coregulator activity; RNA binding
Source: RefSeq, a predicted model, not a curated record